UUAUGUAUAUUUAGUAGAUUAAAUGAUGAUAAAGUGUGUUUUGUGGUUCAUUAUAAGUGUGUUUCAGUUUGUGACAUUGGUGAAAAUCUCUGUUGCUGUUGGUAAUUUGCCACUCGCACCCGCUUUAUAUGUGUUUGGGGAUUCAUUGUUCGACAAUGGGAAUAACAAUCUUCUUCCAACAGUUGCCAAGGCUGAUUUCCUGCCUUAUGGUGUUAAUUUUGCCACAGGAGUUACUGGAAGAUUCACCAAUGGCAGAACAGUCGCGGACUUUAUAGCUGAAUCUCUUGGGUUGCCAUAUCCUCCACCAUACAUAAGUGUUCGUCUGUCAACGGGACACGCCGGAUUCAAUUAUGCAUCUGGCUCUUGUGGGAUUCUCCCUCAAACCGGAAGCCGAUAUGGAAAAUGCUUGAAUUUAGAAGAACAGAUAGAUUUGUUUGAGAGGACAGUCGAACCAGAUCUGUUGGCAAGACGCCUAAGAAACUCAAAUGGUUUAGCAAAAUAUUUCUUGUCGAAGUCUAUAUUUAUAUUUGCCAUUGGCAGCAACGACUUCCUCAACAACUAUCUUAAUCGACCAAAUACAUUUGCAUCCACAACCAGAAAUAAUGGUGACCCAGCAGCCCAAUCAUUUGCCCAAAACCUAGUGGAUUCAUUAGCUCACCAAUUAGAGAGGCUAUAUAGAUUAGGAGCAAGGAAGGUGAUCAUGUUUGAAAUUGGUCCCAUUGGGUGCAUCCCAUCAAUUAUAAAGAAAAGUAAUAAUGAAAAAGGAAAAUGUGUGGAAGAAAUAAAUGAAUUAGCAUCAUAUUUCAACCAAAGGCUUGGUUUAAUGCUUAAGAAUCUGACAUCCUCUCGGCAAGGCUCAACCUUCGUUCUUGGUCAAGCUAAUUGGCUGGGCUAUGAUGCAAUAAACAAUCCUUCAAAAUAUGGGUUAAAGGAUUCAAGCAAUCCAUGCUGCACCACAUGGAGAAAUGGGACAUCAUCGUGCAUACCAUGGCUGAUGCCCUGCAGUGAAGCAAGCAGUCACUACUUUUGGGAUGCUUAUCAUAUGACUGAAGCUGUGUGUUCGGUCAUUGCAAACCGAUGCUUUAACGACUCAUCCGUCUGCUCUCCAUCCAUUUACCAACUUCUACAAUUCUGAACAAUUAAUGUUCGAUGUUAUAAAUUAUAUACCUAGCUAAUUACUCAUAUGUACCUCCUAUCUAAUAGUUAUUAACUCAUUAUAUAAUUUUCAA
Messenger RNA from Ziziphus jujuba (common jujube), 1229 nucleotides. RefSeq names its product GDSL esterase/lipase 7. The transcript has 5 exons. Lineage: Eukaryota; Viridiplantae; Streptophyta; Magnoliopsida; Rosales; Rhamnaceae. Gene Ontology annotation, molecular function: hydrolase activity, acting on ester bonds. The record is from RefSeq and is a predicted model, not a curated record. Bases 23 to 1135 code for a protein of 370 amino acids.